Messenger RNA from Canariomyces notabilis, 1420 nucleotides. Its product is annotated as CDK-activating kinase assembly factor. Gene Ontology annotation, molecular function: cyclin-dependent protein serine/threonine kinase activator activity. The record is from RefSeq and is a predicted model, not a curated record. Gene Ontology annotation, biological process: regulation of transcription by RNA polymerase II; positive regulation of cyclin-dependent protein serine/threonine kinase activity; nucleotide-excision repair. The transcript has a single exon. Bases 147 to 1250 code for a protein of 367 amino acids. Gene Ontology annotation, cellular component: transcription factor TFIIH holo complex. Lineage: Eukaryota; Fungi; Ascomycota; Sordariomycetes; Sordariales; Chaetomiaceae.
CACAGUCUCACACCCAUUAUUAACUUCAUCAUUUCAAAGCAGCUUGACUUAUUCAGCACAUGCACACGCCUCAGUCUAGAUAGAUAACCACCACUCACCUCCAACUCAAACAAUCAAACCAAAUCCUCUCCAACCCUUGGUAAACCAUGUCGCGCAAAGCGACGGCAGGGCCCUCGGCCCUCCCCGAGCUGACGUCGGACGACAUGUGUCCCGUCUGCAAAACAAUCCGCUACCUCAACAAGGACAUGGAAUUCCUCAUCAACCCAGAAUGCUACCACUCCAUGUGCGUGAACUGCGUGAACCGCCUGUUCAACGACGGGCCCAACCAGUGUCCCUAUGCAGGUUGCCACCGGACACUACGACGAAAAGGGUUCCGAUCCGCCUUCUUCGGCGACCUGGCCGUGGAGCGCGAGGUCGACAUACGGCGGCGCGUCGCGGCCGUCUUCAACCAGGUCGAGGACGACUUCGAAACAUUACGCGACUACAACGACUAUCUACAAAUGGUCGAAGACCUCACCUUCGAUCUAGUCAACGGCUCCGAGGCGAAGCGGCGCGAGGCCGAGGCCACACUCCAACGUUGGGAGGCCGAGCACCGCGCCGACAUUGAGCGCAACCGGCGGGCGGGACGCGAGGCCGACGAGCAGUCACGCCGGCGGCUGGCCGCAGAGCGCGAGGCUGCCCGCCAGCGCCGCGUAGAGGCCCUGCGCGAGGCCGAGGAGGAGCGGCGCGAGCGGGAGCGCAGCCGCGAGAUGGAGCUCGACAGCCUCGCCCAGGGCGACGCAGCCGCCGCCACGGGCGCGCAGCACCAGCAGCGCGUGCAGCUCAAGAAGAGGGGCCAGGCGAACCGCGCGUUGGAGGCGGCGACGAUGACGACGACCGCGGCGGGGACGCCGGCGGCCGCGGAUGUGGGUAGGCUGUCGAUCCGCGGGCUCAAGGAAAAGAAGAAGGCGCCUGCCGCGUCCGAGGGGCCCUACGAUCCGUUUGGCGGCAUGGAUUUCGUCCCCAGCAGGUACAAGAUACGCCCUGGCCUUACGCACCCGGCCAUCGACAAGUACCGCCACGAUCCGGCCCACAUUACGGGCGGGUAUAGCUUUGACGAGUACAUCGACCGGGUCAUGUUUGAGGCGUUUGCUGGGCUGGGAGUUUUCAUUGAGGAUGAGAAGGAGGCGGGUAUUGGGCUCUCUGCCGGGGAGGUGGCCACCAUUAGUGCUGGGAUCGCCGCUGUGGGCGACAAGAUGGAGCUCGACUGAAGUCGGGGAAUUUUCGAUCAAUUUUAUCCUCAUAUCUGUCAUUGUAUGCAUAGCGUCGGCGUUCACGGGGGAGAUCACACAACGGAAAAGGGACAAUAUGGGUCUGGUUUACCGGUAUAUAGCCAUCACUUGGCGGGCGAAUAAUGAAAGGGCAAGAGAUGAACUUUAUU